Colletotrichum karsti is the source of this 4170-nucleotide messenger RNA. Its product is annotated as ABC drug exporter. Bases 1 to 4170 code for a protein of 1389 amino acids. Gene Ontology annotation, molecular function: ABC-type transporter activity; ATP hydrolysis activity; ATP binding. Gene Ontology annotation, cellular component: membrane. Gene Ontology annotation, biological process: transmembrane transport. The transcript has 2 exons. The record is from RefSeq and is a predicted model, not a curated record. Lineage: Eukaryota; Fungi; Ascomycota; Sordariomycetes; Glomerellales; Glomerellaceae.
AUGCUUUUCAAGAGCCCGAAGAGCACUCCUCAAUCUGGUCCUUCGGAGCACCUGCCACUUUAUCGCACAGAGGGGCGUGGUCUCGGAGUCCUCUUUGAGGAUGUCGCGGUUUUUGGGGCUCCUCGUGUACAGAGGCAGGUUGACGAUACCUCGCACCUUUUCCUCAACAUCUUCAAGUGGCCGGUCGACCAAGCUAUGCGGUUUGCCGGAAACCGGCGCCUGGCCCCGAGAUCCAUCGUACAAGACCUCACAGGCGUCUUGUUUCCCGGAGAGACCGCAAUCGUUCUUGGGAAUCCUGGAGCAGGCUGUUCGACCACGUUGAAAGUCAUCGCCAAUCAGCAUCAGGAGUUCUCUAGCGUCGAAGGCAGCAUACAGUAUGCCUCCAUAUCCGGCAAGGCUCUCUCCGCGGAUCUGCAGUCGGAAAUCGUGUACAACAACGAGGACGACAUCCACAUCCCUCACCUCAAAGUCAAGGACACAAUGGACUUCGCUCUUCGAUUGCGCAAACCAGCUGCCGAAAAAGAGUCAGACAAGUUGUUUUCGUCAAACAUGACACAGUCGAUUUUGCAAUCCUUGGGCAUCGCCCACACUGCCGACACGAUCGUGGGCAACUCCUUCGUCCGCGGUGUUUCUGGCGGAGAGCGCAAGAGAGUGUCGCUCGCCGAGGUCCUAGCGGCAAACCCUUCCAUCGUCGCCUGGGACAAUCCGAUUCGCGGACUCGACUCCUCUUCCGCUUUUGAUUUUCUAUAUAUGCUCAAGCAACUCUCCCGGCAGGUGGGCAUGACCAACGCCGUCAGCCUGUAUCAGGCUUCCGAGCCCAUGUACCAGGAAUGCUUCGACAAGGUCAUCCUUUUGUACGAAGGCCGUCUGAUCUUCUUUGGCCCCGUUUCUCGUGCCAAAGCCUACUUUGAGAGUCUUGGGUUCCAGCAGCUUCAUCGUCAGACGACGCCCGAGUUCCUCACGGCCAUCACUGCACCGAACGAACGCCGCAUACGGCCCGAGUACACCGGCCCCCUUUACCUCGACCCCGACUCACUCGCCUCUCGCUUCAGAUCCAGCGACAUAUACACUCAGCUCCUGGAGGAGAUAUCCCGAUACAAGGCCGAAAUUGCGACUCCGGCAGCAGAGGUAGCGUUCCGUCAAGAGGUGUGGAGGACUGUGGACAGGUACCGAAUCUUGAAGAACAUGACUUCCUCACUUCGCCACCAAAUCAUGGUUUCCCUACAACGAUACUUCCGACUACUGUGGAGCGACCGCAUCUCGUUCUUCACCAUCAUAGCUCUCUGCGUGGUGAACGCGUUGCUCUGCGGCUCGGCCUUCUACGACAUUCCCGCGACAGCGACUGGGUCCUACGUUCGCUCCUGCGCCGUCUUCUUCCCGCUCAUCUACUUCUUACUGAACGCCUUGACGGAAGUGAAGGCCACGAUCGACGCUCGCGACAUCCUUCUCAAGCAACAGCAGCUGGGCAUGGUCCAUCCCGUUGCCUACGUCCUCACCGAGACGCUUGGCGGCAUCCCCACGGCCUUCUUACAGACCAUUUUGUUUUCCUGCCUGUUCUACUUCCUCGUCGGAUUGAGCAAGUCUGCCGCUCAGUUCUGGAUAUUUGAGCUUAUUCUGUUUGUCUACUACUUAUCAUACUCGGCUUUAUUCCGCAUGAUGGGAGCAUGGGCGCCUAAUCUGAGUGUUGGGUUCCUCAUGAGUGGCUGCGGAACACCGCUGACAUUGGCUUGGGCUGGCUACGGUCCUCCUUGGCCGACGAUGCUGGGUUGGAGUUCUUGGAUCCGCCGAAUCUCUCCUUCUCCUUACGCGCUGGAGGCGCUCAUGACGAACGAAUUUGAGGGCUUGCAGCUUCACUGCACCCCUGAGGAGUUGGUUCCGUCUGGGCCGUCCUUCAAUGACGUUGCGCACCAGGGGUGUCCUCUGCCAGGCGCCAUGCCCGGCGAAACGACGACGUCGGGCUCCUAUUACCUACAGGAAGUUUACGAUUACCAUCAUCACCAUUUAUGGCGCAACUUUGGUAUCAUUAUCGCAUUCUGGGUUGCCUACACCAUCCUCGCCAGCAUCGGGCUCACAGUCAUGACUCGCAGCAAGAGCAAUGCCAGCGGUCCCGUUUUCAAAUCCGGCGCGGAUGUUGGACACGAUGGAGUAACUCCCAAGAACCACGAUGUGGAUCUCGAGAAGCAGCAACAGCCGGGACAACAGCGGUGUGAUCCUUCCUCCGAAUCGGAUGGAGGUGUAACUCUCAUGCCCGACGAACCCCCAAAGGCCGACGAGAUGAGCAGCGUCUUCACCUUCGAAGACAUCAACUACACUGUCAGCGUGGCCGGAAAGCCCAAGCGCCUUCUCAACGGAGUCAACGGAUACGUUCGCGCCGGUCAGCUCACUGCCUUGAUGGGAGCAUCAGGAGCAGGGAAGACGACUCUACUCGACGUCCUCUCCCAGCGCAAGAGCCAGGGCCAGGUGGAAGGUCACAUGCAGCUGAACUCGUGCGAUAUCUCAGCCUCCUUCGCCCGAUCUUGCGGCUUCGUCCAGCAGGGAGACAUCCACGAGCCGCUAUCGACGGUGCGGGAAGCUCUUCAGUUCUCGGCGUAUCUCCGGCAGCCGGCCGAGGUUUCAGAGGCGGAGAAGGCGGCAUACGCGGAGCACGUUAUUCGGCUAUUGGAGCUUGAGUCCAUCGCGGAUGCGGUGAUUGGCGAGCCUGGAGAUGGGAAGCUUGGGGUCGAAGAGAGGAAGCGUGUCACCAUCGGUGUUGAGUUGGCUGCCAGGCCAUCGGCUCUGCUCUUUCUGGACGAGCCAACCUCUGGCCUCGACAGCCAGGCCGCUUACUCCAUCGUGCGCUUCCUCCGACGCAUCGUCGCCGAGGGUAUCCCCAUCGUCUGCACCAUUCACCAACCCUCCGGCGUCAUCUUCGAAAUGUUCGACCACGUUCUCCUCCUGGCCCCCGGCGGUAACACCGUAUACUUCGGAGAAACCGGAGACGGGUGCGAGGAACUGGUCGAGUACUUCGCAAAGUACGGAGAGAACAUGGACGACAACCAGAACCCGGCAGAGUUUAUCAUCUCUGCGGUUAACAAGAAGCCGGCGAUACGAGAUUGGGCGCAAACAUGGAGAGACUCACCGGAGGCAGCAAGUUUGCGGCAAAGGAUUGAUGAUUUGAAGCGACAAUUGAGAUCCAAUGCUCAGUCGGAAGAUGCAUCUCAGCAGUCUACCUUCGCGCAGCCCCUGGGGAAGCAGAUGUACGCUCUCACCAUCCGCCACGCCAGGACGAUUUGGCGCCAUGGUCCUUACAACCUCAGCCGGUUCACCAAGUCCAUCUUCUACUCCCUCAUCAUCUCGUUCUCCUAUUUCCAGGCCGAUACAGAUGUGCUUUCUCUGCAGAACCGUGCCGUCAGCGUCCUCAUCAUUUCCUGGAUCAUCCCCGUCAUCGCAGCCGACUUCCACGCAAUCUGGUUCGACCGUUGGUCCAUCUUUGAAGGUCGCGAGAGGAAUGGCAUCUACGACUACAAGGCUUUGCUGUUCGCUCUCAUCAUCGUUGAGAUCCCGUGGAACCUGGUUCUGUGGACUCUUGUUUUCUUGUGCAACUACUGGACCAUCGGAUUCACAAACGCAACCACAAACGCCGGCUUCACCUACUUCUCGUACCUGCUGCUGUCUCUCUUUUGCAUCGGCUUCUGCUUCCUCAUGCCCUCCCUCUUCGGGACGAAGACCUUGGCCGGCUACGCCAGCUCGCUGUUCUGGGUUCUUCUGAUGAUGUUCUCCGGUAUGCUCCAGCCUCACAUCGGGAUGAACGAUUUCUAUCGUCCCUGGCUCUUCUGGGUCGACCCCAUGCGCUAUUUUAUCGGGGCCAUCGUCUCCAGCGCGAUGAACGAGGUCGAGGUGCAUUGUGCAGAGAGGGACCUCGCACAUUUUAUCCCGCCAGCCGGUGAGACGUGCUACGACUAUGCGGCGUCGUUUCUUGAGACCAGUGCCGGGUAUCUCCUGAACCCGAACGGGACCGAGGGCUGCUCCUACUGCAAAUACACCACCGGCAAUGACUACCUCGACACGCUCGACUAUGCUUACGCGGACCGCUGGAGGGAUUGGGCGGUGUUUCUUGGUUGGUGUCUUGUGAACUUUGGUUUGAUUUGGUUCGUUACUUGGGUUAGUCGGAUCAGAUUCAGACUUGCAUGA